CUAGAUGUCGUUGCAGCAAAAAGCCAACUGCAGCAGCAUGACAAGGACUCAGUGCGGGAGAGGUGAAUGAAUGCCGACAAGCAAAAGGGUGGAAGAGAGAUGGUUCAAAUGUACUAAAGACAAAAACAGUAUAGGAAGUAAUUUUCAUGUUUGAAAACUGGAUGAAUUAAGGGGACAAUUGUGUAUCUUUAAAAAAAAACAAUUUCUGCUAACUUAAGUAAACACUGAUUAUUUGUGACUACAUUAUAUAGUUUUGACCCUACACAUCAUGUGCGACCAUACCAAAAACAGACUUCAUAAAGGGAUGAAGAAAGGGAGGGAGUGAGGGAGUGUGCCUCACACAAAGAGGAGAGAGAGAGAGAGAGAAAGAGAGGUGUGUCGUAAUUCAUCAGUUGCGAAAUGGGAAAGUUGUGAUCAGAAUUGCUUUGUUUUUUACGCUGCUACAAGCCUGCGGCAUCCUUCGUCGACCAGAAAGCGUAAAGGGCUGCUGUUUGUCCGGAGGUGCGGUCAGAAUGGAGUGGAAUGAAGUGGAUUUGGUGCAGGAAUUUACCGUUGAAGGGCAAUGCAGCAAGAUUAAAGUCCGCUCCUGCAGGAUCACUUGGGACAGCCUGCAGGUUCCCCGUGUGGAGCUAACUCUCUCUGAGCUCCAGGAAAUGGCCACAAGACAACAGCAACAAAUAGACGCUCACCAACAGAUGCUGGUUUGUAAGGAGCAAAGACUGAACUAUCUUCAACAGGGAAGCAGAUCCAACCAUGGACAAACACAGUCUGAAGCUGAGAAACUACAGCGGUUGAAGGAGCGAGUGGAGUCUCAGGAGGCAAAACUGAAGAAGAUUCGAGCCAUGAGAGGUCAAGUGGACUACAGUAAACUGAUCAAUGGGAACCUCUGUACGCCUGAACAUACUCCGGCAGAGAUUGAGCAUGUUAGCAGCUUGUUUCAGGAGAAGCAGGCUGAGUUGCAGUCUGCUGUGACUCGUGUUGAAAAGCUGACCCAACAACUGGAGGAUCUGAGGAAAGGACGCCUUCAGCUGCAUUCCGUUGCAUCCCCGCAGGGGGCACCCAACCGACCCCAAGGUAGACACACUGGAAUGAAAGCAUCCCCACUCUCUAGCCCUGCUGCCUUAGAACUGAGGAAAUUCUACCAAGAGCUGCAGGCUCGCAACCGUCACAACUUGGAGCAGAGUCGCAAGUUAGUACACAAUAAGGAGCUGUUGAACAAGAGGAAUGCUCAGGUGACAGUGAUGGAUCAACAUAUUGGAGACCUGAGGGAGCGACUGCAGAAGAAACGAGCAGAAUUGAGCCGUAUAAAUGGAGGAGGCCCACAUUCUCCUCAAAGCUCCACUCGUCCGAGUGGUGGAGUCUCAGGCCGAGUGGCUGCCGUCUGCCCUUACAUCCAAGCUCCACCUGAAGGGGGACAGAAGGCGGGGUACCACCUGUCACCUGACACAUCCCCCAAACCCUCACAACUCAGUCACGUGCGCUCCCUUUCAGACGAGGACAAGAGUGGCAUCAGCAAGUCUCCCAAGCAAUGGAAAGUGUCUGAUUUAGACAUCACCCUGUCAGAGCCAAAUGACUUACGCCCUAAGUCUCCUCAUGGGGACCAGAGUAACAACACCAGUGAAGCAUCGGAGCCAAUGAUUGGUAAAAAUGGGUCGAAUUGGAGGACCUACAGUGCAGAACAGCAUCUUCCUUCUGGUUAUGGCACUUACCCCACCACCAGCAACCACGUAACAGGGAAUCACUGCUCCACCAGCUCCCUGCCCCGAUCUGCUCCUGGCACAUUGGGAUGGCCCCGAUCGAGCCCUGUGAACGCCACGUCGUCUUCUUCAACCUCUUCCUCCUCCUCUUCACAGCAAAUUCAACAACGUAUUGCUGUCCCUCCAACUUCAAACCAAGGCUCGAACACUGGCUCCCAGACUUUGUCCUUGCCACCUCAGAGCGAACGAACAGAUCCACCUCCAGCAGUGGCUGUACGUCCUUACGUCCCUGACCAUCCAUCCAGGCCGCAGUCUCCAAGAAAGGGCCCUGCGACAAUGAACAGCAGCUCCAUCUACAGCAUGUAUCUUCAGCAGCCUCAAGCUAAGAAUUAUGGCUCACUCAGCAACAGGACUGCUGUUAAAGCAGUCUAUGGGAAACCCAUCCUGCCAACCUCCUCCACAUCUCCAUCCCCUCUUCCUUUUCUCCACAACGGAACAAGAACAGAACAUGCUACAGACAAGGAAGGAGUAAGGGGAGUUGGAGGAGGAGAACCCAUCGAUGGGUCAAAUUUACCGCCUCCGAGUGUGGACAACAUUCCUCGUCCUCUCAGUCCUACUAAGCUCACUCCAGUUGCCCACUCUCAAUUACGCUAUCAAAACGAUGCUGACCUUGAAGUCCUUCGCCGACGUCUCAGCAAUGCCCCACGACCUCUGAAGAAGCGCAGUUCGAUUACUGAACCUGAGGGCCCACAGGGGCCAAACAUUCAAAAGCUACUGUACCAGAGGUUUAACACUUUGGCUGGAGGCAUGGAAGCGGUCUCAGGCAGUCCUUUCUACCAGCCUGAUUGUGUUUUGAGUGACAUGGACAACAUCCAAUCUGCCAAGGGGAAUGUCGAACCAUGUGAAAAGCAUGCCAGCUUGACAACAGAGGACGCAGAAGUUCAAAAUUUGAACUUGGACUGUCGCCACUUAUCACCGGGGGCCAUUGAAACGGCUACCACGGGAGAAGUGAGAGAGAAUGCGUCACCACAAACGAACCUUGCCUCAACCCCUGUUAAGUCUGAAGAUCAGAAUAAUAAUCAAAGCAGUUCGAGUUUGGCCCACAGUGUGACAAGUCAGGCCUCCCCUUCACCAUCACCGCCUACCCCACCUUCAAAGCCGAAGGUGAAGCGAACCAACUUGAAAAAGCCUUCAUCGGAGCGCACGGGCCAUGGGCUUAGAGUCAAGUUUAACCCUCUAGCUCUGCUGCUUGAUGCAUCGUUAGAAGGAGAGUUUGAUCUGGUGCAGAGAAUUAUAUAUGAGGUGGAAAAUCCGAGUAUGCCAAAUGAUGAAGGCAUCACUCCUCUCCACAAUGCUGUUUGUGCUGGCCACCACCACAUUGUCAAGUUCCUGCUGGACUUUGGAGUGAAUGUGAAUGCAGCAGACAGUGAUGGAUGGACGCCUCUACACUGUGCCGCUUCUUGUAACAGUGUCCAUCUCUGUAAAAUGCUGGUCGAAUCAGGGGCAGCCAUUUUUGCCCAAACCAUUAGUGAUGUUGAAACAGCGGCAGACAAAUGUGAAGAAAUGGAGGAAGGUUACACACAGUGUUCUCAGUUCCUUUAUGGUGUUCAGGAAAAGUUGGGCGUGAUGAACAAAGGCUUGGUCUACGCGCUCUGGGACUACACAGCCCAGCAAGCUGAUGAGCUAACCAUCAGUGAGGGGGACUCGCUCGUCAUACUGCGACGGCGUGACGACACCGAGACGGAUUGGUGGUGGGCUCGACUCAAUGACCGUGAGGGAUAUGUUCCCAGGAACUUGCUCGGGCUAUAUCCAAGGAUCAAACCUAGACAACGUUCCCUGGCCUGAAGCUCAGAUCAACAUCCUUGUGCACAUUCAUCGGCAGAUCAAGGAGAGAAAGCAAUGUGUGCUUUAGGUGGAGAUGUGCAGUCGAGAUUCAAAUUAGAUGAGAAAAAAAAUUAUCCAACUGUCCCUGAACACUAACACGUUAUGUUAACAUUUUUGGAUGGUGUUUGAAUGGUGAGUUAAUAUUUUGUCAUUUUAAAAUGACUAUUUUUGUACGGUUUUCCCAGAAUUAUAAACUGCCAGUUGGCUACUGUUAUUAUCAUUCUCUGAGCUUCACAGUAUAUCGUUUUUGCCUGUACGUUUAAAUGUAACAUAUGGAGGAAUGUUUGUGACAAGGGUGACAUGGAUGUGUGUGUGAUGAUUCACAAUGCGCCGGGUGGAUGAAUGCAAAUAUUCGGCUGACUUUAAUGAAGGUGAGACGUUGUUGGUUCUGAGGUUGCAGUUGAAGCAGUUCUAAAAAGGAAAUUAAGAUUUUUCUCAAACAAGCAUGCACUGAGGAUCCCCACACAGAGCAUGAUAAAAGGGACCCAACACACUACAAUGUUAACUCGCGUAUCUGUCCCGAACUUUGCAGAGACAAGUUCUUUGAGGAGAUGAAGAACCAAAGGAAAAUAAGAAUGUGGUUGAGAGUAUUUCGAAGACAGAUUUGUAAAACCAAAAUACAUUUAGAUAGUUUGGAGUUGCAGUUCAUUUGACAAUUGUGUUUUUUCUUACAACAUUGCUAAUACCGGAACAAUACUAAACAAAUUUUGAGACUCUAGGUCAAGAGUUUUUUUUUUCUCCCACAUAUGUUGGGAAAAUAUGCAAUACCACAUGUCUGUAAACGGUAUGGUAACAGAUUUUUUUUCUUGCUUUAAUGAUGGACCUUCUAUUAAAUUGUGUUAUUCAAUCACGUAUCCAGCAUCAUGAGGCAAUUUUGGUAUCCCCAAAAUUGAGCCGACUUAUUGGGCUUCCCUGAAAAAGCAGAAAUGAACCAAACAUACAGUAAUACAUUUUUUCUCUUCAUUAAUGCAAGUUCAUAACAAUGCUCUGCAUGUAUACUCUGCAGUUUAAAUUAAAGAACUGCAACAA
Molecule: messenger RNA, 4610 nt
Organism: Hippocampus zosterae (dwarf seahorse)
Lineage: Eukaryota; Metazoa; Chordata; Actinopteri; Syngnathiformes; Syngnathidae
Product: apoptosis-stimulating of p53 protein 1-like
Exons: 21
Coding region: 513-3542 (1009 amino acids)
Biological process (GO): regulation of apoptotic process
Cellular component (GO): nucleus
Molecular function (GO): p53 binding
Source: RefSeq, a predicted model, not a curated record